AAUCAAGCGCGCAAGCAGUUUAGUAAGCGUGCGUAUGCAAAGCGCAAAAACUCUCUUCCUAGCUCCCCUGCUUUUGUACAUAUACAAAUAGUUGCAAAGGCGCCCGGCGUAGCAAUCAGCUGUUACAACUUACAAGUGGUGUGUUACAAUACAGUCGCGUUUAAUUAGUAGUUGUGAAGGUGCGGUCGAUGUGUCGCAGCAGCUUCAAGCUGUGGAGGGCGAUGGUGAGGGUGCACUCCGCGACGCAGGGGCCCGCCGCCGCCUCUGAUCAGCCAGCGGCGGCGGCGGCGCGGUCCCAGCUGGCGGGAAGCGAGCAGCCGGAGGUGUUCACCAUCUGGAUGAAGUCGCUGGUGCUCAACGGCAGCGGCUGCACCGUCUACGACUCCGCCGGGAGCAUCGUCUACCGCGUCGACAACUACGGCGCCCGCCGCGCCGCCGACGUCUGCCUCAUGGACCUCGCCGGCAACGUCGUCCUCCAGAUACUCAAGAAGAAGCUUGGGUUCGGGAGGAGGUGGGAGGGGUACAGGUGGAGCGACCAGGAGCAGGAACUGCGGCGGCGGCCGUGGUUCAAGGUGGCCAGGGCGUGGGCGUGGCGCGGGCCGUCGCGCUGCACCUGCGAGCUCAGUGGCGACGGCGCCGGCCUCGACGCGGCGGCGACCGUGCGCUACAGGAUGGACGACGGGAGGAUCGCGUUGUCUCGCGGCGCCCGGAUCGUGGACGGCGCCACGGGGCUCGCCGUGGCCGAGGUGAAGCGGAAGACGACGGCCGCGGGGGUGGCGCUGGGCGCCGACGUGCUGACCCUGGCGGUGGAGCCCGGCGUGGACCGGUCCAUCAUCAUGGGGCUCGUGCUCGUGCAUGGCCUCAUCAACCGCGCCAUGUGAGGCACCGAUCGAGAAGAUGAUCAUUCAGCUGGAUGAACGCUACUAACUACAGUGUAUAUGCAGAAGAGGAGACCGCUCCCCAUCGGUUUUGUUCUGCGUUUCGACCUCCCAAUCAGAGAUAAGAGGAGACCGCUCUCAAUCGCUACUAACUAUACAGUAUGACAGGAGAGUGAUUAUGUGUAAUUAGCCUCUUAAUCAGAGAUAAGUCUUGUUUAUUUUGGUACUUCUUUUUGGAGGAUUGGUCCUGCAGUUAUUCA
Molecule: messenger RNA, 1138 nt
Organism: Panicum hallii
Lineage: Eukaryota; Viridiplantae; Streptophyta; Magnoliopsida; Poales; Poaceae
Product: protein LURP-one-related 11-like
Exons: 2
Coding region: 189-881 (230 amino acids)
Source: RefSeq, a predicted model, not a curated record